Molecule: messenger RNA, 9887 nt
Organism: Pocillopora verrucosa
Lineage: Eukaryota; Metazoa; Cnidaria; Anthozoa; Scleractinia; Pocilloporidae
Product: sortilin-related receptor
Biological process (GO): receptor-mediated endocytosis
Cellular component (GO): signaling receptor complex; plasma membrane; apical plasma membrane
Molecular function (GO): protein binding; hormone binding
Source: RefSeq, a predicted model, not a curated record
UCAGUCUCAUUCUCACCGAAACAUGGAGCGGGUCGUGUGGGAAAUUUUCGUACUUUUGCUGUUCUCCCUGGCCUCAGAAUGUGGGGGAAUUUCGGAUAAGGCGGCUGAAGAACCUAGAAAAAGACAUUUGUUCGUACAAAGAAGCCAACCGCUGCCUGGCUCUUCGAAAAAGUUGUUGAAGAUUGAAUACGAAGAACCACCUCGGUUCAGUGCUGAACAAGAGGAACCUGAAUUCUUGCGACGAGUUCGUCGAUCGGUGGAUCCCGACAUGAAUCCCGAAGCUCACGUGUUUAGGUUUAAUGACAGUCAUUACCAUGCCUAUGUGCAUUGGGCUGGAGAUCACAGGGAUACCAUCGUAGUGUUAAUGCGGGAUCCUAUCCCUACAGCGCGGAGCAACAGUCAUGUGUGGAUAUCUAGGAACUAUGGUCAAAGCUUUGUGAAUCGUACUGGCUCGUUUAGGACUUCAAAUGGAUUUGCACGCAUUGACAUGUUUUAUCCUUCUCCUUUGGAUAAUACAAGAUAUCUCUUUGUUGACAGACAGCACAAGAUGAUUUACAGCACAUUAGAUGAUUGUCAGACUGUUAUAAACAGCAGUGUUGGAUUUGUUGCAGAUGAAAUCACCUUCCACUCAACCAUUAAAGAUGUUGUUGUAGCUUAUGAUGCAUCAGCCAAAAAGCUGUACUAUUCUGCUGAUUUUGGGUUCUCUUGGAACUUGAAAGAUGAGAAUGUUGUAACAUACUUUUGGGGCAUUCUUCCAUGGGACAAUCCCAACACCUUAUAUAUUGAGCGGGAAGAGUACGCAGGUGGCUAUUCCAAUGUGGUUAAAACUGACUAUUUUUCCCACUUCUCGGCACUGUUGAUAACACAUGUUGAGGACUUUGAAGUUAUUGAUAACUACAUGUUUGCCACACAAGUUAACACAUCCUCAGGGCGUCGUGUCCUUACUCUGAUGGUAUCUGUGAAUCGAAGUGAUUUCCAUCCAGCUGAAAUUCCCUCAGAUGCUCCAUCUCAGGAUUUCUAUGUUGUCGAUGCGUCUGAAAAUCAAGUUUUCCUAGCAGUCACUCACGAUCGCAGAACUACUCAUCUCUACAUUUCGGGCACUUCUGGCCGUAAGUACAGCUUGUCUUUGGAAAGGGUGCUGUAUUUCUCUCCAAACACCACCACGGCUUGGCUGAGGCACUACAUAGAUUUCUCGUUUGUUGACCUUCACAAAGUGCAAGGCUUGAGAGGGGUGUAUAUUGCAAGUCAACUCACUGUUGGUGCAGUGGGUACUCGGCGUAUCAUGACCAAGAUAACAUUUGACAAGGGUGGAAUGUGGCAGCCAGUUAGUGCUCCUAAAUAUGACAACCUUGAUAAACCUUUGAAUUGCAGUCUGCCAAAUUGUUCUUUGCACUUGUCGCAAAAGUUCGGCCAGUACUACCCCUACACCCGCUACUCUCCUAUGAAGUCAUGGACUGCAGCCCCAGGCAUCAUAAUGGCGACAGGUACUUAUGGCAAAAACUUGAGACUGAACAGUGACAUCUUCCUGUCAACAGAUGCAGGCUUGAACUGGCACAUGAUUCUGAAACGUCCCUUUUGGUGGUACAACCUUGGCGAUCAUGGUGGAAUUUUCAUCGCGGUUCAGAGAAGUAGACUGACAAACUUGAUUUAUUAUAGCUGGAAUGAGGGGGAGACCUGGUUGACUUACAGGUUCUUAAACAGUACCAGGAUGAGAGUGUAUGGUCUCCUGACAGAGCCCGGUGAACAGAGUGCUGAGUUUACACUCUACGGGUCAUAUCCUGGGUAUCACAGAUGGGUUGUUGUUCAAAUUAAUUUGAGAAAGGCACUCGGUUCUCCAUGCUUGAAAGAUAAAGACUACAAACCAUGGAUACCAUCAGACGAACGGAACGGAACAUGUUUGUUAGGAAGGAAGACUAUUUACGAGAGGCGUAUCUCUCAUGCUCACUGUUAUAACGGCUACGAUUAUGACCGUCCGAUCUCAUCUCAGAAUUGUCUAUGUGACAAAGAGGACUUCGAAUGUGAUGUGGGAUAUAUCCCUGACGCCUAUAAUCCCGAUAAGUGCGUAUUUGACAGAACCAGUGGAUUGUCUCCUACAAGUAUGCCAGCUUAUUGUCCUCCUGGAAGCACCUACCGCCGCACGAAAGGUUAUCGGAAGGUUGCUGGAGAUACCUGUUCAGGAGGAAUGGAGGAUCAUUUUUCUGCUGUCAUGGUCUCUUGCAGAAUAGGACCUCAGCCGCAGUUCUUACUUUACGCUGGACGAAGGUUCAUCCGGAGAAUCUCACUCGGCGACAAUAGAGAAACAACUAUUCCACUUGGAAGUGGGUUGCAAAAUGUCAUCGCGUUGGACUAUGAUUACGCACAGAACUGCAUCUAUUGGGCCGACAUCACCCUGGACACCAUUAAGCGUUCUUUUCUCAAUGGCUCUGGAAUAAUUGAAACACUGCAUGGUGGAAUUCAGCAGGUGGAAGGACUUGCAUUAGAUUGGCUAGCAGACAACAUCUAUUGGAUAGAUGCUGUUGGAAAGAAGCUUGAAGUUUCCAGAGCAGAUGGGCGUUUCCGUAAAGUCAUUAUCAGCAAUCUCGACCGUCCAAGGGCCAUAGUCUUGGAUCCUGUGGCUGGGUACAUGUACUGGACAGACUGGGGAACCCAUGCGAAAAUAGAAAGGUCUUAUAUGACGGGGGCGGGUCGCGCUGCAAUUGUAUCAUCUGACCUUCAGUGGCCAAACGGAAUAGCUAUUGAUUUCGUUGCGCGAAAGUUAUACUGGACUGAUGCGGGUAAGGAUAGAAUUGAGAGGAGCAACUUGGAUGGAAGUUACAGACAGGUAAUAACCAGCAGGGGACUUCCCCAUCCGUACUCGAUAUCUGUGUUCAAAGAUUCAAUCUACUGGGAUGACUGGUCAACGCAGUCGAUUAAAAAGGCGAACAAACGAGACGGUGGUGCUCGGCAGACUAUCAAGUCGGGUGUGCGUGGUCUUAUGGACGUGAAAGUUUUCCACGAAGAUGCCCAGAUAGGUAACAACUCUUGCUCUCAGCUCAAACUCUGUACUCACCUGUGCUUAGCAGUACCAAACAGCUAUGCUUGUGCAUGUCCCGAUAACAUGAGAACUGUGACAUCUGUGUCUGGAAUUGUGAUGUGUGAAUGCCAAACCGGUGAAUACAUGGACAGUAACGGAGAGUGUACCACAAGAACUGGCACUUGUGAUCCGAAUGAAUUCAAGUGUACCAACAGCAGAUGCAUCCCAUCCCACUGGAAGUGUGACCAUGACAAUGAUUGCGGGGACAAUUCUGAUGAACAAAAUUGCCCGUACGACACCUGCAGCUCGACACAGUUCACAUGUGACAAUGGCCGUUGUAUCUCGGCGUCCUGGAAGUGUGACCACGAUGAUGAUUGUCAUGAUAUGUCUGAUGAGAGAAACUGCGCGUAUCCUUCCUGUGGACCAGAUAAAUUUACAUGUGACAACAAACGCUGCAUUCCAAACCGUUGGCGUUGUGAUUUUGACGACGACUGCCGUGAUGGCUCUGAUGAACGGGGAUGUACGCCAGCACCAGUCACAACAGUAGGACCCGCAUCCUGCCAUUCAUCCCAGUUCGCUUGCAACAAUGGCCGAUGUAUUCCGAGCCGCUGGAAAUGUGAUGGCGAUCAAGACUGUGGAGACGGAUCCGACGAGCCAAGCAGCUGCAGCACACGCACAUGCUCCUCAACGCAGUUCAGUUGUACAAAUGGACAUUGCAUCCCUGGUUCAUGGAAAUGUGAUGGGGAAAAUGACUGCGGGAAUGGUUCUGAUGAACAAGGCUGUACCUAUACAACUCCUCCACCCGUUUCUACAAUACCCUGGACCCCAUCUACGAACUGCAGCAGUUGGGAAUACCAGUGCAACAAUAGACACUGUGUUUUCCAGUGGGAUGUCUGUGAUGGUGUCAAUGAUUGUGGAGAUAAUUCAGAUGAGUGGUACUGUGGUACAACUCGAACGCCUUCUGUAAAUACGACAACAUCACCACAUAGACCCUGCCAUUUCUGGGAAUUCACUUGUGAUAGUGGCCAAUGUAUUAACAAUGGAUACAAGUGCAAUGGGCGAGAUGACUGUGGGGAUAACAGUGAUGAAAGAGGAUGCUCUGCUCACGUAACAACAGUGGCGCCCUCCACUGCCCCGGCACCCUGUCCAAAUGGCUGGCUUCAUUGCGGACAAACAAAGUUUGUAAUCUGCAUUAAAACGGAGUGGUUGUGUGAUGGACAACCUAAUUGUCCACAGAGUUGGGAUGAAAGGCCAGAGAAUUGUCCAAAAACUACCAGAGUACCCAUCACGUGCUCAAGUGACCAGUAUCAAUGUACUAAUGGCGGUUGUCUUCCCCGCUCUUUUGUGUGCGAUGGAAGGGAUCAGUGUGGUGAUGGUUCAGAUGAGGCCGGCUGUGGAACUUGCUCAGGCUUUUGGUGCGACAAAACCCAGUGUUUACCUGUUUCACGGAGGUGUGAUCACAUCCCGGAUUGCCUCGAUGGUAGUGAUGAGAGGAACUGCAGUACCAAUUUGCAAGUUAAAGGCGUUCAAGUACGUACUCUCUCUGCAACAAGUGUCCAUAUAAGGUGGAGCCCAAUUUCUUACCAGCCCCCUGGAAUGACUUUUACUGGGUACAGGGUCUCUUACCGAGCUGUCAGACUACACUCUGUGCCCAUGUCAGGGAGCUGGCAGCAAGAGGAAUCCCCAAACAUCAACUAUUAUGUCAUCAGAUUUCUACAGCCGUGCUCAGAAUAUGAAUUCAAGGUUCAGCUCCUUGUGAGCGGAGCUCAACCAGGGCCAUACUCUUCGACCGUGAAAACGACAACUAAAUCUAUUAGAACCAGUAAACCACAGCAUGUGCGACUUUUGUUGGCACCUGACGAUUCGUUGCAAGUUUCUUGGGAUCCUCCAACCACUUACUGUCACCUUAUUACGAACUAUGAGGUUGCAUACAAAAUGACCAGUGAAGCUGAUUUCCAUACCAAAGAAACUGGCAAUGUCUAUUCGCUUUCCCUUAAUCUUACACAGGGAGUUCAUUAUAGCAUUAAGGUGAAAGCUUUCACCGGAGACAAGGGUGGUGAUGGUGAUGGUGAAUAUUCCAAGGUGCAACCUGUGUAUAUUCCAACUGUAGUUCAAAAACCGACAGCACCAGUAAAGAAACCGCAUUACACAUUUCUGAAUGACACUGCAGUGACACUCGUCUGGGGAAAUCCUACACAUCCUGUGCUGGGUUAUAAAGUGUAUGAGUUGACCACCGAUGGCUCGAUUCUCCUCGUUACGACGAGUCAACAUAAUUACACUGUUUAUUCACUGCUCUCGCAUAGCACAUAUUCAUUUGUAAUAACACCAUACAAUAAAGCUGGUGAAGGUCCUCCUGCGACUAUAGAAGUAACGACUAAUGGAGGGAACCCUCCAAGAGAUGUAAAGGCGACUCCGAACAACGACACAAGCAUUAUUCUGUCUUGGAAUGCACCACUGGGACACAGUCAGGGUGUGAGAUACUACAUUUUCUACGGACGGGUGACCACUGGAGUCAGUUCACGGCCUGUGGGCUCCACAAUGACUCAGAGAUAUGUAGUGAACAACUUGCAGCAGGAAAUUGUCUACGUGUUUGAGGUGUCAGUGGGCUUGUUUGGAAAGCACAGUGAAGCAGCAAACUCUCGAACGAAAACUAACGCUGUCCAUAGUCUUCAAGCUCGCCUUGUCAACUCCAGUAGUGUGGUUCUUACUUGGGAGGUACCAGUGAAUGCGAGUGUUAGUAAAAUUACUGGAUACCAAGUGACGAGGACGUACAGGGAGGAGUCCGGUACUAACACUGCUACUCGAUCCACCAACCAAACUACUUAUGAGUUCAAAUACCUCCCUUUUGAUACCAUCGUCACUUUUGAAGUGAAAGUCAAAUACGGCAACCGACUUGGCAUGGGUUUAAGCACCACCAAAAAAACUAACCCAUUCACGGCAUCUGUUAGGCCAUUGAGGAUACGAGUCGUAAACGACGUUGUUGAACUGUUCUGGUCUGCACCAAGAACGAUCAGUAAUAGUGCUCUAAAGCACUAUCAGGCGAAUUGGACAUGCCCCUCGUGUGUUACGAAGCAUGGUACAAAAACGGUUGCUACAACUUCGUGCGUGUUUAAACAGUUGGAGCACUCCCGAAAAUACACAUUCUCUGUAAAAGCAGUGACUAAAUUUGGCGUUGGGGAAGCCUCGAUUGUUACGGCCACAAUAACCCGAAACUUUGGUGCCGUUGGCAGGUUGAGACAGUUUGUGUCGGGAAACAAUUUAACACUUGAUUGGGAUGUGCCAUCUGACGUGGAAAAGAAAGAUGUUCAGGUCUAUGAAAUCAGCUGGUGUGAAAUCGGAGACUACUCAUAUUGCUGGCAUACCAACUCAACUAAUUCCACGGGUAAUGCAACUCAGUUCAUGACACAGGUGCUCGCUGGCUACACGUACACUUUUUAUGUUCAAGCUUACACAGCCUAUGGAAAAGGGAGAGCGUCCAGCAUUCAAGUCAUAGUGCCACCUCUUAGUCUGGUGGUGUGGAAUGGUCGCGGAACGCGGACGGGCGGCAAUCACGGAUUAGAAGUAUAUCUGACCUGGAGGCAGCCAUGGUCGGUUAGGCCUGGAGACAAAAUACAAUAUGAAGUGGAGUGGCGCUGCUCAUCAGGAUCAGGAAGGGGUUUCUGUUAUUGGUUCUACGCUUGGAACAGCAUCGUUGUGAAUACAACCUCCGCAAAGCUGAAUAUGACAUCCUUUGGAGUAACUUACAUGUUCAAAAUCACACCGACCAUCCCUUCACGAGGGAAAGGAAAGCCCUAUUCCUUAGCUGUCACUAUGCCUGAUUUUACUGCAUCCAUUGGAAAUUUUACUUGUUGGGCUGAAAGCGCGUCAAAUGGUACUCGUCUUGAGUGUCACUGGUCCCGUCCCACGGGCUUCGAUCCAUCUCGAUUCUAUCUCUACGACUUCAAAUACAGGUGUGACGAUUGUCUUUAUGGACAUAUCGUAUACAAAUCCAUCAGAUCUAUAAAUCAAACCUCGGUCAGCAUAUAUGUGGAUAAAGGUCAACAAUACACACUUUGGAACAGAGCUCUUGCAUCAUAUGGAUAUGGAACUCAAGCUCAGACAACGGUUCUUAUUGGGUCCAAUUUACGACCUGUGAGAAGUUUGAAAGCUGUAAUUGAUCCAAAAAAGAAGACCCUUGUGCAUCUGUCAUGGAACGCCCCAAUCAACACGUUGGUUAAGUUUUACAUCUUAAUUAUUGAUUGUCCAGACUGCGUUUCAUUUACAACAAUCAGAACACGGUUGAAAGAUACCAAAUACACCCAAACCCUCCAGUGUGGAAACAAGUACAGGUUUACUGUUAGAGCACAAACCACGGCCAAUGUGCUGACCCAAGAGAGCAACCAUACGCUAGAAAUCGCACCACCUGUUGGAAAAGUAGAGAACUUUUCAGUCACGUCUAGUGAUACUCACAGGGAUAAUAGUACUCACAGGGAUGAUAUGGUGGCGGCGAAAUGUUCCGUGAUGAAGUGGGCCCCCCCUAAGGAAAACGAUUCUUCUAGUGCACAGUGGACGGGUUAUCAAAUUGCGGUGCGGACCACAGAUGCGUUAAAGAAUUUCGUAGAGGUCACCAAGAUGUCAAAAGAAACUCAGAAUUAUUCUGUGUGUGAUCGUGAGGAUAAUGAAUUGAAAGCUGGAAAGGAGUAUAUUUUCGAAAUCCGUGUCAUCGUGCCCUGUGGCUUUGGUGCAACAGCCAUGUUGCGUGCUCGUCUUGGCAAAGGUGAAGGUUAUAUUCCAGCUACCGCCUCCCCUCCAUCCGCUGGAAAACAAACGGGGGGGGAGAAGAAAGGUAUGAGUCCCGUGAUAUGGGCGGUACCUGUAGCUGUGGUUGGACUGAUCCUCGUCUUGGUCAUGACCUACUUCGUUCGUAAGUCGCGUCGACUGGAGCGCUCAAUGUUCGCUCUUAUGACAAGGAGGACCAUUGAUGACGAGGGUGGAGUCACAUUUCAUUCAGACGAAGACGUACCCUUUAUCCAGGGAUUCUCCGACGACGAACCAUUAGUGACAGCCUAGACCGCCGGUUAGCUGAUCUGGAUUGUUCCCAUUUGUGCAUAGUUUUAUAGAGACCUUAAAUUCGUUGUUCCCACUCCGUAGCUCGAACUUCGUUCUCGGCAACAGCUACAUUGGUAAUGUUUUCAUUUUUUAGCCCAGGAAGAGUUUGUCUAAGAGGCGAAGAGAAAAUCGCACUUGCGCAAUACUCCACGUGUGAUCAGUUGUUCGCCAGUGUAAUGUUGGACAUGAUUGGGUUGUUUUUUCAUAACUAGGGUAUCAUCAGUGAAAUGCAACCCGAAAAUGCCUUGCACUAUAACAAUUCAAAACGUAGUCGAGUGGGAACAUUAAGACAGAAACCUUCGUUAGAUGUACGUGGUAGUGUUGUAAUCUAUUUUGAAACUAUCGUAUUUAGACGUAAAACGGCGCUGCAGCAUACGUAAUCUCAUCUCCACCCACGAGUGGAUGUUCAACCCUUUCACUCCCAAGAUCUCAUUAGUAAUUCUCCUUACUGUCUGCCAUACAGUUCUUGUGAUGUUAGUUUCGAGAAUUUGGUAUUUGAUCAACUACUAAUCCUUAAUUGAUGUUUUUCUUUAUUCUCAUUACUUGUCUUCUUGAUAUCGUAUUGAUCUUGUAUGGAGAAGUUCUUUCUUGGUCACGCAUGGGAGUUAAAGGGCUAAGGAACCGGUCAUUCUUUAUCCCCUGGGGGUGGGGGUUUUAUCUGGUCCCCCUCUUAGGCUAUUAAGUAUUUUAAAGAUCCCCCUUCACUGGCAGUCAAUUUUUGUUGUCCCCCUUUGAAAUCUGUUAGCGACGACUGACGCCCCUCUGUCCCCCCCCCCCCCCAAAAAAAAAAACCCAUGUGAUCAGCUCAACCCCCUCAGGCGAUAAAAUGCUCCCUAAACAUUUUUCAAGGAAUUUCAUCGUCGUAACCUAGAGUUUAAAAAACUUGGGGAUGCCGAUUUUCGCGUGCGCCCUAGCGAUAGGGAAGUUUUUAACGACAAGUGAGGCGUAUUUCGGGCGUUGGGUUGCAUUCCAUCUACUGGCAAUUCAAGGAUUGCACUUAAUUCGAAGUGUAGUUUGAAUUAUGAUUCGUUCCAUGACAAAGGAGAAAAAACGCUGCCUUAUUUUUAUCUAAGACUGCCAUAAUAAAGUAAACCAAGCGACUAAGAUAAAGAAAGAAAACGUGGGUAGAUAACAUUUUUCGCGUUACCCUGUAGAUAAAAGCCAAUGCACAAAAAUGGGACUCAUAGUUUUGAAGAUACCAGAAGAAUAGUUUCCCCGAAGUGUUUUCAAAAAGCGCUAUCGUUAGUUUCAGUCACCGGGUGAUACGAUAUCACUUGUUUUUGUUUGUUUGUUAUUUUUUUUCUUUGACACGCAGUUAUAAUCAGGACGUAUCAAUAAGAGUGAACACUGCUUCUGUGUAGUUUAAUGUAAGUCAGCCGGAAUAUACAGGCUUGGUAGAAAUAGUGAUUAAGUCUCCUCCAAGAGGAAAGAAACUAAAUUUUGGGAUUUUCAGUUGUUACCUGUUGUUAAAAAUGUAAAGAAGAGUAGUUCAAUUUAAGGAAAGUACCACUGCAACUUGAGGAAAAGCUGAGAAUGCAACUCAGAUUGUUGUGGUUUUUAGCAGUUUACAAAGAGAUUGUAAAAAACCGGGAAAAAGGUAACACGUCAGUCUUUCUUCAGUUGUUACAUUGUAAUUUUUCCAGUGUCAACUAUUUACACACCCUAUGUUAAAGCUACUUUUCUAGUUUUGUUUUUAAGACCGUUACUUAUUUGUUUGCAGUUUUUCAGAAGUGUUAUAAAGACGUAAACGUUUAGAUUUUGUUAUUAAAAAGAGCAUUUUACCAAA